AUGAUCAAGCAAGACACUUUAUUCUUACCUUAUUUUCCUCCCAACAUAAACCCUAAUCAAGAAACGAUGUCGUUUGGUGAACCAGACCCAAAUUCAAGCUCUGAUCAUAUAUCAGAUUGGUUAGAAGAUUCAAUAUCGUAUCUUCCAUCGUUCUUGGAUGACCCAUAUGAUUCCAACAAUCUCAUUGACGAUGCUUGGUGGGUACCUGUUCAAGAACUUGAACAACAACUCUUUAGUGGGCCCGGGCCCACAAGUAGUAGCAUUCUUACUUCAAACUCUGACACUAGUACUACAACAACGGCGACACCCGCCAUUGUUUCCGAUCAAGAAAACCAGUUGAGGUCUGAUUUAUCCAAGAAACGGAAAGCGCCGGAGGAAUUGAGGACUACCGUGCAAGUUAAGAAGCCGGUAAACAAGAGGGGAAACGGGAAAACGACAAAAGAUGGUGGUAAUGUUAAGAAUAAAGACGGGAGGUGGGCGGAGCAGUUGCUUAACCCCUGUGCCGCUGCAAUCACCGCCGGAAACGUGACACGUGUCCGGCACCUCCUGUUCGUCCUCCGUGAACUGGCGUCGCUGACCGGAGAUGCUAACUACAGACUCGCGGCUCAUGGACUUCAAGCCUUAACCCAUCAUCUCUCUUCUGCCAACAAUCGCCCUGUUAAGGUGGCAGUGCCGCCUGUUAAUUUCUCCACAUCGAAACCGAGAUUCUUUCAGCUAUCUCUGAUUAAUUUCAACGAUAUCAAUCCUUGGUUCACAAUACCGAAUAACAUCGCGAAUAACUCCAUACUUCAGGUCUUAUCGGAGUGCGACCAUGGCUCCGGUAACCUCCAUAUUCUUGAUAUCGGAGUCUCUCAUGGAGUUCAAUGGCCGACGUUGCUAGAAGCUUUGAGUCGCCGGCCAGGUGGGCCGCCGCCAUUGGUUCGACUCACGGUGGUGCCCCCAACUCCCGAUGACCAUCAAAUUCCUUUUGCAAACAGCCCACCUGGUUACAAUUUCAUCUCAAACAUUCUCCGUUUUGCGAACGAAUACAAAAUUAACCUACACAUCAACCGAAUUGACAAUUGCCCACUACAAAAUCUAAACGCCAACAUCAUCAAAUCAUCCCCAAAUGAAACCCUAAUUGUCUGCACCCAAUUUAGACUUCACAAUGUAAACCACAACAAUCCAGAUAACAGAACAGAGUUUUUGAAACAGAUUCGAAGUUUGGAGCCUAAAGGAGUGAUUUUAAGCGACAACAACAUGGAUUGCAGUUGCAAAAGUUGCAACAACUUCGAGAUAGGAUUUGCGAAGAGGGUUGAUUACUUAUGGAGCUUUUUGGAUUCAACAAGUGUGGCGUUUAAAGGGAGAGAAACAGAAGAAAGAAAACUGAUGGAAGGAGAGGCUUCAAAGGCGUUGAUUAACGUUUGUGAAAUGAAUGAAAGAAAAGAGAAGUGGGGAGAGAGGAUGAGAGGUGUAGGGUUUGUAGGGGAUGUUUUUAGGGAAGAUGUUAUGGAUGGAGCUCGAUCUUUGUUGAGGAAGUAUGAUAAUAACUGGGAACUGAGAACUGAUGAGAGUGAUACAUGUGUGGGGUUAUGGUGGAAAGGUCAACCUGUUUCGUUUUGUUCUCUAUGGAAAUUAGAUGUAAACACUAGUGAUAACUAG
Molecule: messenger RNA, 1641 nt
Organism: Lactuca virosa
Lineage: Eukaryota; Viridiplantae; Streptophyta; Magnoliopsida; Asterales; Asteraceae
Source: the annotation of a GenBank genome assembly